Messenger RNA from Amborella trichopoda, 4260 nucleotides. RefSeq lists its product as uncharacterized. Lineage: Eukaryota; Viridiplantae; Streptophyta; Magnoliopsida; Amborellales; Amborellaceae. Gene Ontology annotation, molecular function: protein binding. Gene Ontology annotation, cellular component: Cul4-RING E3 ubiquitin ligase complex; cytoplasm. The record is from RefSeq and is a predicted model, not a curated record.
GAAUAUAAGGUAGCAACCUUAUUAUGAAUUAUGGAAAUGAGCGAACCUUCUCUCGCUCUCUCUCCGAACUGGGACCGAGCCACGAAGCCGUCCAUGUGUUCUUAUCUGCCCCCUUGAUUUAUCUCCAUUAAUUUCUUCACUUAGUAGGAUCUUCUUUUACAGGAUUUAGGUUUCUCUACUUGUUUCCUCGUUUUUCUUGAGCUUUCUGGUCUCGGAAAUGGUUUUUUGUAUUUACAGGGAAAGGAAGGCCAAGCCUGAGCAGUAGGCAUGGGUUUUGAAGGAUUGUUCGAUUGAGAAAGUAAAGUGGGUUUCGUUUUAAAAGUGCAGAGAUCGUGAGAGAGAGAGAUGGAUCCAACUGCUAAGACACCCAAGGUUAUUAAUCGUGGUAUUGAUGAGAUAUGGCAAAGGCAAUUCGGCAUGGUUAGACCACGCGCCUUUGCGCAGAGGAUCGCUGGUUUCGAGGAACUUGUGCUGAGGCUUGACCAGUAUGCCAAGCUGGAGAUGCACCAAGGCUGCGUAAACACAGUUCAUUUCAAUUCAUCUGGUGACCUUCUUGUGUCAGGAUCGGAUGACAGAUUAGUUAUUCUGUGGGACUGGGACUCUCAGUGUGUCAAGCUCUCCUUCCACUCAGGGCACACAAACAAUGUCUUUCAAGCAAGGAUCAUGCCCUUCUCUGAUGAUCGGAGCAUUGUCACUUGUGCGGCAGAUGGGCAGGUGAGGUAUGCUAAGAUCUUAGAAGGAGGUCAAGUUGAUACCGUGAAGCUUGCCAGACAUGGUGGGCGUGCUUAUAAGCUGGCCAUUGAACGUGGAAGCCCUCACAUAUUCUAUAGUUGUGGAGAAGAUGGGCUGGUUCAGCACUUUGACUUGAGAACGCGCAUGCCCACGAAGCUCUUCACUUGCACCUCCUUUCAUGACUCUCAUAUUGUCUACCUAAAUGCAAUCACCAUAGACCCACAGAACCCUAAUCUCUUUGCCAUCGGUGGUUCAGAUGAAUAUGCUCGACUCUAUGAUAUCAGAAAGUGUAAAUGGGAUGGAUCUUCUGAUAAUGGCCACUCCACUGACUCCUUCUGUCCACCUCAUCUCAUUGGAAAGGGCCAUGUCAAUAUAACCGGACUGGCCUUCUCAAAUCAGAGUGAGCUGCUUGUUUCAUACAACAAUGAGCUUAUCUAUCUCUUCCCAAAAGAACUAGGGUUAGGGCCUGAACCAGGCUCUGCAUCUUCAUCAUCAAUGGACAAGAAGAACGGACCACAGGUCUAUAAGGGCCAUCAUAAUACUGAUACAGUAAAGGGUGUGAACUUCUUUGGACCCAAUUGUGAGUAUGUGGUGAGUGGGUCAGAUUGUGGUCGUAUUUUUAUAUGGAAGAAGAAGAGUGGAAAGCUUGUACGAUUGAUGCAUGGGGAUAAGCAUGUCGUGAAUUGCAUAGAGCCACACCCUCAUGCUACUGUGCUAGCGAGCAGUGGCCUUGAGAACAAUGUAAAGAUAUGGACGCCAAGGGCAACUGCACCCUUCUCUCUACCUGAGAAUCUCGAAGAGCUAUUGAAUGGCAGGGAAUCGCUCGCUCACUUUGCCACCCUUCGCGAAAUUAUAAUGCAUAUAUUCCCAUCAUCAGAGAGGGGCACGUCAAGAUCACGAAGGAGAGCAAGAGGAGGAGAAGGAGACGGAGAAGGAGAAGACGAUGAAGAGGAAGAAGCGGUCGGUGAAGCUGAACUUGAGCAAUACAUUAUAGGCUUUGCAGAUAGAGAUGCUUCAGACGAUGACAACGGCGGCAACGAUGAUGGUGACGAGCACCCUGGUGACUGUAGAGUUUCCUGAUUACAUUUGCAUUUUGUUAUUGAGCAGUAUGAGACCCUAUAUGUACCCAAGACAAUUUCAAAUAAACACCCAUCAUUUGUAAAUAAGCUUCCCUCUUUCUCAUAUUUCUGACUCAGCGUAUGUAUUUUUCUCUCCCUCAUUUCUGUAUAAGCAACCCACCCCCCACCCACCAACAAAAAAGACGACCCCUCUCUCGCUCUCACACACACACACACUGAAUAGGUCCAUCUCUUUCCCUUCCAUCUCUCUCUCUCCUGGCCUUUGGGUUUUCAAUUCGGCUCCUGAUUAAACAUGGGUUUGUUAGAGUAAGAGCUUUCUGCUAUUUUCUUGACAGGCGAAAUGGAUCCUCCUUCCUUGACUCUUAUGAAUACUCUCAGUUGUUGCAGAGUUGCAGAGACAUAGAAAGCCUCAAAGCGGUCCAUGCCCAAGUUGUUACAGCUGGUUAUCAGAACAACAUGUAUCUCGCAGCCAAAUUGAUCGAAAUAUACAGAGUUUUCAGUGGCUUCAUGGAAGACGGGCAAGGUUUUCAAUAAUACGACAGAGAGAGAUUCUCAGUUAUAUAACGUAUUGAUACGAGGCUAUACAACCCAUGGUUCAUAUAUGGAAGACAUUAGAGCCUAAGAUGAGAUGCAAAUGCAAGGGUUGAAGUCAAACCAUUUCAGUUUCCCAUUUGUGCUCAAGGCCUGCUCAGCCAUGGGAGAUUUGGAGAAAGGCAAGGAAAUUCACAGAGAUGCCAUGAUGGCUGGCAUGGAUGAUCAUACAUAUGUAUGCAAUUGGCUUAGAGCCAUGUAUGCAAGGUGUGGGGGCCUAACAGAUGCUCGUCAAGUCUUUGAUGAAAUGCCUGAAAGAGAUGUUAUUAGUUGGAACUCCAUGAUUGCAGGGUAUAGCCAAAAUGACCGCCCGAAAGAGGCAUUGGAGCUCUUUCAUGGCAUGUUACUUGGAUUUAGAGUGGGGCUUGAUGGGGUAACCUUAGUGGCCAUUCUCCCUUCUUUGAGCCAAUUAUCAGCCUUAGGUCAUGGAAGGUGGGCUCAUUGCUAGGCAAUAAAGAAUGGCUUCGUGGUUGAUGUGGUCUUAGGCACUGCACUGGUAAACAUGUCUGCCAAAUGUGGUAGAUAAAGUGUCGCUCGAUUAGUGUUUGAUCACAUGCCUCAAAGAAAUGUAUUUUCUUGGAAUGCAUUAAUAGGAGUUUACGGUGUGUAUGGGCUUGUGUCCGAUGCAUUAGAGACACUCUCUCUCAUGCUUAAGGCCAACAUAAGCCCCAACGCUAUUACUUUUGUUUAUGUGUUGUUGGCCUGUGCGCAUGUAGGCCUGGUCGACGUGGCUCGACAGUGGUUUCAGGCCAUGCGUGAUGACCACUCGCUCGAGCCAUCGGGGGAGCACUAUGCGUGCAUGGUCGAUGCAUUGGGGCGUGCUGGCUUGCUUGAUGAGGCGAUGACUCUCAUCAAUAGCAUGCCCUUUGAGCCGGGGGCCGAUGUUUGGGGCUCAUUGCUUGGUGCUUGUCGUAUACACAAAGACGUAAGCCUCGCAGAGAGAGCGGCAGAGCGUGUUUUCAUGCUUGACCCAUUGAAUGAAGGCUGAUAUGUUCUCGUAGCAAAUAUGAGCAGCUUCAGGGAUGUGGGAUGAGGUGGCUAGAGUGAGGACUUUGAUGAAAGAGAGAGGAGUUAGGAAGCUUCUAGGGUCCAGCUCGAUCGAAGUGGGACAUAGGGUCCAUACAGUUGGAGCCGGAGAUGAGUCCCACCCUUUCUCUAACAAAAUUUACGAGAAGUUGACAUGGUUAGAGGGGGAGCUUAGGGGCAUGGGUUAUGAGCCAGACGUGAACUCAGUAUUGCAUGAUGUGGGUGAGGAGAAGGGGGAGAUGGUGGCUAGGCAUACCUUUGGCCUUUUCUACACGAGCCUUGGCUCGACGAUAAGGGUCACCAAGAACCUUAGGGCGUGUGUUGAUUGUCAUAGUGUGACAAAGAUGAUAUCCAAGCUAGUGGGGCGCGAGAUUGUGGUUAGAGAUGCGAACCGCUUCCAUCACUUCAAAGGUGGGGCGUGCUCGUGUGGCGAUUAUUGGUGAGGGUUAUGUAUUGCGGGGUCCUGGUUUGUGUUAAAUGUUGGGCAUGACUGGAGACAGGCUCCCGUUAUAGAUGAUCGGGUAGGCCUGUUGCAAUAUAUAGGACAUGGGCGUUAGCUUGUUGGAAUGGACGAGGAAUUUCGGUUGCUAGAAUGGAUGGUGUGGGUGUGACGUGAGACGUGGCUCGUUGCAUUGUAGGGCCCAAAUUCGAAGCGUGGCAUUGCCUUGGGGAAAAUCCGAACUGUUGAUUUGGAGACUUAGACUGGCCUUCUGAAUUCUGAUAAGAAUUUGUUACAAGAGGGAUGCAAGAGCAGAGGGCCAAAUAAAUUUACCUUUCCAAAAUAAAUUAAAGAAGGAAUCCAUAGAAAAGGAAAAUGAUAGCAUGAAAAAAA